Messenger RNA from Caenorhabditis sp. 36 PRJEB53466, 1529 nucleotides. The record is from the annotation of a GenBank genome assembly. Lineage: Eukaryota; Metazoa; Nematoda; Chromadorea; Rhabditida; Rhabditidae.
AUGUCGACGUGGCGCUCGAAAUUGCCCACACUCACGCAGGUCAAGCACUUUCUCGGCGGCAUCAUUCACGAGCAAGAGGUGGAUUAUUCACGGUUUGAGACCAGGUUCGUGCCUUUAUUUGUAUGGCCUAGAAAAAGCUAGACCGUCUCGGUUAAUUGUAAGCUCAAAUCAAGUUGUCAAGCUGUUUGAAAAGUACCGUAAGCGCUGAGGUCUCGCCACGAAACAAAAACGUGUGCUGGGCCUUUAAAAUGAGCCACAAAUGAUAACACUUUUUCACACUUAUCACCCACUUUUUGUUUUCCAGACUCGACGGCUCCGAUGUUAUCACUUUCCGUGAGAAUGAUAAGGCAUUCCGAUUAUUUGGCACCAAUGUGCAUGUAAAGGUCAGUUAUCGUCAAAAACGAUUGGAUAGAGCACGAAAAAGUGGGCAGAACUCCUGGAAUAAAGCAUUUUGAGAUAAAAGUGUCAAUUGCAAAGUUGCUGAGCACAAAAUUUGCUACAAUUUUUCAGUUGACCACUUUUUUAGAUGUACAAUAGUUCUUAAGGUACCGGUCCUUAAAGAUAAGAUAAUCUUGAGUGACAGCUAUUGUGAGUGUACUGUCUGGAAACAAGGUCAUAACUCAGAAAUGAAACAUUUUCAGAUAAAAGUGUCAACUACAAAGUUGUUCAGAACAAAUUUUCCUACAAUUUUCCAGUUGACCACAUUUGUAAAUAUACAAUAGUUCUCAAGAUAUAAGUCCCUAAACAUACGGUUCUUUUGGUUGGUAGCCAAAUUAAGGGCUAACUUUGAGGCCCCAAAUCAGACCUUGAAAGUUAUUGUGGUAAAAAAUGAUGUACUACGAUUUUGUGUAACUUUUUAUGCUCUAUCCGAUGGUACAAUUGACUUAAAGCCUAACUUCGCAUUGACUUCAGUUACGGUCCUUGAAACUACUCGUUCAGGUCGGCUCGUACAUCGCGUGCGCCAUCGGAUUCGCCGUCACCAUCGCCUUCUGCGUCUCCUACUCUCUCUUCCAUUCGCGUGGUCAGGGAAGAAAUCCGUUCAUCGAUCACCUCGAAAUCAGUGAGUAUUGUCCAUUUCUUGAAAACAACUCAAUUUCAACUCAACUUUCAGUCGACCUAAUCUUCGCGUUCAUCGUCGGUCUUCCAUGCCACGUGCUCCUUUUCUACGGGCUUCUCAAGGACAAAAAACUGUUUUUCAGUCCGUUUCUCAUUUUUUACAUGACCAACUUCAUCUUGAACUGUGUUUUUACCGUUUUGACCCUGGCCGCGUUCGCCAUGGAUUUGCAUCGACGCAUUUUCGGAAAUAUUCGAUUUGACCUGGGUUGGACCAUAUUUCAGGUUGUUUCCUCUUCUAAUUGAUGCUAUUCUUCGUGUUAUUAUCGUUUUCUUCGCAGAUCGCAUUCACUUCGGCUCAAGGGCUCGCGAUUUACGUGGUAAUGCGUGGCCGGAGGUACGUGGCGGCGAAGAGCUACUGGCUGAACAAGUACAAUCAGAGGACGGGUCCAGAUGACAUUGAUAUCACACCUUAA